Molecule: messenger RNA, 1822 nt
Organism: Jatropha curcas
Lineage: Eukaryota; Viridiplantae; Streptophyta; Magnoliopsida; Malpighiales; Euphorbiaceae
Product: desmethyl-deoxy-podophyllotoxin synthase
Molecular function (GO): monooxygenase activity; heme binding; oxidoreductase activity, acting on paired donors, with incorporation or reduction of molecular oxygen
Source: RefSeq, a predicted model, not a curated record
UCAAGAAAGGCUGUUCUCUCUCUCUCUCUCUCUAUAUAUAUAUAUAUAUAUACAUAUAUAUGAGGAUGUGAAGCAUUUCUAUACAUGUCCAUUUUCAAAAUGGAUUUGCAGCAAUUCCUAUCCUUACCAAUUCUAUUCACUUCUUUUUUCUUCAUUUUUAUGGUACUGAAAAUGUGGAGAAAAUCAAAAACCAAAGAAGCAACAAAAAAUCUUCCACCAGGACCAAGAAAGCUACCAAUUAUUGGAAACAUUCACCAACUUAUUGGCUCUCUACCCCAUCAUUGCCUAAGAGACUUGGCAAAAAAACAUGGAGGCAUUAUGCAUCUUCAGCUUGGUGAAGUUUCUAAUAUAGUUAUCUCUUCUCCUGAAGCUGCAAAAGAAGUGAUGAAGACUCAUGAUAUUGUCUUUGCUCAAAGACCUUUUCUUUUAGCUGCAAGUAUUAUAAGUUAUAACUUCACAGACAUUGCUUUUUCACCAUAUGCAGAUUACUGGAGACAGCUGCGAAAAAUCUGCAUACUCGAAUUGCUAAGCGCAAAACGCGUGCAGUCAUUUAGGUUUAUUAGAGAAGAAGAAGUAUCAAACUUGAUUACUGCAAUUUCUUCUUCUUCAGGAAAGGCAUUCAAUUUUAGUAGGAAAUUGUUUUCUUUAACUUAUGGGAUUGCUGCGCGAGCAACUUUUGGCGAGAAAUGUGAAGAUCAAGAGGAAUUUAUACCAAUUGUUGAGGAAAUUACAGAAGUAGCAGGAGGAUUUAGUCUUGCAGAUUUGUUUCCUUCUGUUAAGUUUCUUCAUUCGAUUAGUGGAAUGAGGUCUAGACUCAUUAGGCUGCAAAAAGAAGCUGAUAGGGUGAUUGGAAAUAUUAUUGAUGAUCAUAGAGCAAAGAAUAAAACAGGAAAGGUUGGUGGCGAAGGCCAAGAUGAUGAUCUUGUUGAUGUUCUUUUGAGGCUUCAAGAGCAUGGAAAUCUUGAAUUUCCGUUGACGACUGAUAAUAUCAAGGCAGUCAUCCUGGAUAUUUUCGUUGCGGGUAGUGAGACAUCAUCAACAACAGUAGAAUGGGCGAUGUCCGAAAUGCUGAGGAAUCCAAGAGUUAUGUACAAGGCACAAGAAGAGGUGAGAAAAUUGUUCGAUAAAAAGGGAAAUGUUGAGGAAACUGAUCUUCAAGAAUCGAAGUACUUGAAAUUAGUUAUUAAAGAAACUUUGCGAUUACACCCUCCUGCUCCUUUGCUGCUUCCAAGAGAAUCUACAGAGAAAUGUGAGAUUAAUGGCUAUGAUAUACCAGAAAAAUCCAAAGUAAUAGUGAAUGCGUGGGCGAUAGGAAGGGAUCCAAAUCAUUGGACUGAAGCUGAGACAUUCUAUCCUGAGAGAUUUCUUGAUAGUUCAAUUGAUUAUAAAGGGAAUAAUUUUGAAUUUAUCCCAUUUGGUGCUGGAAGAAGGAUGUGUCCUGGCAUACUAUUUGGUAUAGCUAACGUUGAGCUACCAUUAGCACAGCUUCUAUACCAUUUUGAUUGGGAACUUCCUAGUGGAUUGAAGGCAGAAACUUUAGAUAUGAUUGAGAGUUUCGGCGCCACAGUUAGAAGGAAAAAUGAUCUACACUUGAUUCCAAAUCCAUAUACACCGUCUUCAGCUUCUUGAUUGAAGUCACUAAAUAAGAAAAUAGCCUUUGAUGUUCAUCUUUUAUCAGCUAAUACAUGUAUAAUUGUACUGUAGUUAUCCACAUACUAGUAGCUUCUGUGCAAUUUUCGAAUUUUGCAGAAUAAAAUUGCAUUACUCAUGGAAAUAUGCAAGGUAGGAGUAACAUAUAAUAUUGAUCGAGUACAAAUAUUUU